AUGUACAAGGAUGAUGAAAAUCGGGAUGUUGAAGCACAGCCGAAACAAAUGAUUCGAAAACCGAAGAUAGUGAUUCGACGGAUAGUUCCGGAAAAGUUUCCAAAUACUUUAAAUAGUAUUGAAACCGCGGAUCCAAAACAAUGUUCGAUAGAGAAGGAAGAAUCUGACGAUGAUGAAAUGGAUGAAGCUUCUUGCGUUGAAACCGCAUCUGAUUGUACUGGAUUAUUUGAUAUGCACAAAGAUGAUGAAAAUCAGGAUGUUGAAGCACAGCCGAAACAAAUGAUUCGAAAACCGAGGAUAGUAAUUCGACGGAUAGUUCCGAAAAAGUUUCCAAAUACUUCACGCAGUAUUGAAACCGCGACUUCAGAUUCUAAAUCAUCUACUAUAGAGGAGGAGGAAUCUGACGAUGAUGAAAUGGAUGAAGCUUCUCGCGUUAAAACCGCAUCUGAUUGUACUGGUAAACUUGAAUUUUAUUAUUUUAAUUUGUUUAUAUCAUAA
Messenger RNA from Loa loa (African eye worm), 498 nucleotides. RefSeq lists its product as hypothetical. The transcript has 4 exons. Lineage: Eukaryota; Metazoa; Nematoda; Chromadorea; Rhabditida; Onchocercidae. The coding region runs from base 1 to 498 and encodes 165 amino acids. The record is from RefSeq and is a predicted model, not a curated record.